AUGUCAAGCAAUACAAUUGCCAAAGACAUGUCCACCACUGCUAAUAGCGAUGGCCGUGGAAAAGAGCCCCCCACCAACGAUUCUCCCCGCGAAAGAGAUCCGGUUGUCGUCAGCCAGCAAGACGUCGACGACACGACGUACUUCUACAACACCAACAAGGGCAACGUUCGGCCUCUCACUCCUGAAAUUGAAGGCAAAAUCAUCCGUCGCAACUUUUGGUUCCUCCUCGGGCAGACAUGGUGGAUAUCCUUCUUGAUCCACCUUGACAAGUCGUCGCUAUCGUCUGCCAGCACCAUGGGUAUCUUCAACGAUGUCGAUAUGACAAAGAAUGAGUACAAUGUACUCUUCACGCUGUUUUAUGUCGGCUACUUAAUCGCUCUCUGGCCUGGUGCUUGGCUCUCUCAACGAGUUGGCCACAAACAAUUCAUCACUGCUUCGCUUUUCCUCUGGGCUGUUUUGAUAGGUGUCCAUCCAGCUGUCCGGACAGGCAGGCAGCUGAUGGCUGUACGCUUCCUCCUAGGCAUGACAGAGUCACAGGUCGUGCCGUCCACUGCGAUCCUCCACCAGGCAUUCUUUCCCCCGAAGAAGAGCCCCUGGGUCCAGCUGCUAUGGUGGACGGCUGGAAGCUUAGCAAAUGUCCUUCUUACUAUGGUUGCCUACAAGCUUCUCAAAGAUGAAAGCGCGGGUGUUCUUGCUAGCAGUAUUUCCUCCUGGAAAUGGCUUCACAUUAUGUGUGCUAUUAUAACAUUUGCGAUCUUUGUCCCACUUGUAUUAUUCCUCCCUAAUUCGCCUGUAGAGGCAAAGUGGCUUUCGACGGAGCAAAAGGUCCAUACGAUCGAAAUCAUUCGCAAAACACGCGCAGGGAUUACAAAUUCGACAUUCAAGUGGUCCCAGGUGCGUGAAUGCUUUACCGAUGUCAAGACUUGGUUAUUUAUAUUCCACAUGUUCUUUAAUGAGCUUCCAAGCAAUACCUCAGCACAGGUACCCCUUAUUAUUGUGGGGUUUGGAUUUACCCCUGCUCAGAGUGCUCUUUUCAACGUUGCGAAGCCUCUUUGGGGCUGUGUAUUGCUCCUUGUUUCAGCCGCGAUGCUAUAUGGCACAGACCUUGGUACGGGCUACACGUGUGCAAUAUCUUAUCUUCCCUGCAUUAUUGGAGGUAUUAUUGAGCUCUCUUCCCCAUGGUCAAACAAAGUAGCCUUGGUCGUGGGAACACAAAUCUCAUCCUUCAAGCCAUCCUAUCUUCUCGGCCUUUCGUGGGCUGGAACGACUACAACAGGACAUACCAAGAAGAUCUGUCUCAUGUCCUCGUGUGUCGUGGCUGCAGCUGUCGCCAAUAUGAUUUCACCAGAAUUCUGGCAGUCCAAGUAUAGCCCGCGAUACGUGCUGCCCUGGUCCUUCAUGACGGCCUUUUGGAUAAUCUCUCCGGCUAUGUGUCUUAUCAUUCGCUUUUACCUUGACCGCGAAAACCGACGUCGGAAGCAACUCCUUGCUGAGCAGGGCGACGAAUCGGAAAGAGACGAAGUGAUCGAUACGGGGACUGAGAUUGUAAAGGUCAAAGAUUCAGAUUUAGAUCGGACGGACCGACAGAAUCUGGAAUUCGUCUAUCCUCUGUAG
Messenger RNA from Aspergillus puulaauensis, 1614 nucleotides. RefSeq lists its product as uncharacterized. The transcript has 5 exons. Gene Ontology annotation, molecular function: L-cysteine transmembrane transporter activity. The record is from RefSeq and is a predicted model, not a curated record. Bases 1 to 1614 code for a protein of 537 amino acids. Gene Ontology annotation, biological process: L-cysteine transport; transmembrane transport. Gene Ontology annotation, cellular component: membrane. NCBI's taxonomy places the organism in Eukaryota, Fungi, Ascomycota, Eurotiomycetes, Eurotiales, Aspergillaceae.